Mangifera indica (mango) is the source of this 1442-nucleotide messenger RNA. Its product is annotated as peroxisomal adenine nucleotide carrier 1-like. Gene Ontology annotation, cellular component: peroxisomal membrane. Bases 124 to 1071 code for a protein of 315 amino acids. The transcript has 5 exons. The record is from RefSeq and is a predicted model, not a curated record. Lineage: Eukaryota; Viridiplantae; Streptophyta; Magnoliopsida; Sapindales; Anacardiaceae. Gene Ontology annotation, biological process: peroxisome organization; fatty acid beta-oxidation; ATP transport. Gene Ontology annotation, molecular function: ATP transmembrane transporter activity; ADP transmembrane transporter activity.
ACUACACAUCAUUACAGAUUUUCUUGCCACAAAUCCUCUUUAUACAACAAAAAGGUUUUUUUUUUUUUUUUCAAACUUCACGUCUCUCGACGACUGAACCACAUUAUCGUAUCGGAUUUGAAGAUGGGAGUUGAUCUUGAAUCUUUGUCGGAGGCAACUUCGGGUGCCGUAGGAUCACUGUUGAGCACGACGAUCUUGUACCCGCUUGACACGUGUAAGACCAAGUACCAGGCCGAGGUCAAAGCUCACGGCCAGCAAAAAUACAGGAACCUCUCAGAUGUUUUCUGGGAAGCAAUAUCUACUGGUCAGCUCGCUUCCUUAUACCAGGGGGUAGAGACAAAAAACCUUCAGUCAUUUAUAUCACAGUUCAUCUACUUCUAUGGCUACAGCUAUUUCAAAAGGUUAUAUCUGGAAAAGAGUGGUUCCAAAUCAAUUGGGACAAAAGCAAACUUGAUCAUUGCCGCUGCUGCCGGGGCUUGCACUGCCAUUGUGACUCAGCCCUUGGAUACAGCCUCCUCAAGGAUGCAGACUAGUGCCUUUGGAAAAUCCAAAGGGCUUUUAAAGACACUUUCAGAAGGUACUUGGAGUGAUGCAUAUGAUGGCCUAGGCAUCUCUCUUUUGCUAACCUCAAAUCCUGCCAUUCAGUAUACUGUAUUUGAUCAGCUGAAACGACGACUCUUGAAGGCAGAACAGAAGGGUUCAUCUCCACAGGCCCUCUCUGCCUUCAUGGCAUUUGCACUAGGUGCUCUUUCAAAGAGCAUUGCUACUGUUAUAACGUAUCCUGCAAUCAGGUGUAAGGUAAUGAUUCAAGCUGCAGACUCAACCGAUGAUAGGACUGAGAAAACUCAGCAAAGAUCCCGCAAAACAUUGGCUGCAAUCAUUUACUCUAUCUGGAAAAGAGAAGGACCUCUGGGCUUCUUCAAGGGAUUGCAGGCCCAGAUCUUGAAGACUGUGCUGAACUCGGCUUUGCUUCUGAUGAUCAAGGAGAAAAUCAGUGCUGCCACCUGGGUUAUUAUACUCGCAACCAGAAGGUAUCUCUUUCUGAGCAGGGGUAGAUUGAAAAGUGCUUGAAUCUAAGGACAUUGUCUCAUGUAAAUACCGUUGCAGCAAUAGAAGAAGAAACAAGUUUAUAUUCUAGCCGGGUCUAAAUUUAUAGAGGAAGCUAAAAUUAAGGUGAAUAAAUUCGGAUUUGGUUAGUCAGUGAUCAAGAAUUAAGCUGUUGCUGUUGCAUUUUCAGGACGGGGUUUUUCAAGAGUAGUAAUAAGGUGCCCAAUAUUUGUAUAAUUAAUAAUUUCAUGAUUUGUAUUAUUCACAAAUGUUAUUUCUGAGAUCAAGAAAAAUAUUUUCCCUUUGUAUUGUUUGCUUCUGAGAUUGUUUAUCAGUGAGCUUGACUGCCUCUCUUUGAAUAAGAAGCAAUAUCUCUGAGAGUUUAGAUGUCUCAA